Molecule: messenger RNA, 1348 nt
Organism: Laetiporus sulphureus 93-53
Lineage: Eukaryota; Fungi; Basidiomycota; Agaricomycetes; Polyporales; Laetiporaceae
Exons: 10
Coding region: 269-1348 (359 amino acids)
Source: RefSeq, a predicted model, not a curated record
CAGCUCAUCCUAUAUACCCACCCGUCAUGCCGGUCGAUGAUUUUCCUUAUGAUCCGCAAAGUCCGGUCCUUCAAGUAGUAAUCUUUAGAGCUAAUAUUACACAAGUUCCACCUGGUCCAUGCGCAGAAUCACAUUGUAUGCAUCGCAUACACCCCCAAUAUACUUAUAUUUCCAUUUACGGUGAGUGACUGCAAGAUUGCUGUCGGAUUGUUGCACUGGCCUUAAGUCUGCAGGGGGGGAGACCCAGAAGUUCAAGAUAAAAGAAGACAUGGCCAAGUCACAGCCUGAGGGAUAUCUAUUGAGCAGCGUGCGAGAUGAGCGAACCAUUAGGCUGAAGACGGGUUUCGCCGCGGAGGAAUCCAUGUGGUCAAGGAGAUAUCCAGGCUGGACACAUUCGAUAUCGUUCGCAGUAGGCACUUUGCAUGGGGCUAUUAAACCAAGUCCCCACCGCCCAUCCUCGGAGAUGAACAAUUUCCAGUCUGACUCUCCUGAUCUGGCCAAUGCUCUCCACACCCUCGACCUCGCUGGGCAAGAUGUUGACAAUGCUCCCUUCACCAUCGAGAGUAUCAGUCCAUCCGAUGUCAUCAAGCAUCCCAACAGAUACAUCACAUUGCUUGAGCCGUUCAUGAAUUUUACCGAUCCUGCCACGGCGCUGUUGUCUUUUGUCGGUCACGACAUCUAUUGCAGGCAGAAAAGUGUCGACGACCCUCCCUAUUCUAUUGUCGACUUCGGUCCGAAAGGUGUCGGACUUUAUGAUGUUAUUUUUAGGGACCUUUCCGAAGUCGAAUUUCCUCCUCUAGAUGUACCUGGGGUGCCUGGGGAAGGAUUCAGUGAUAAGGUGUCAGUGAGAAUCAGAUGGCCAAACUACCCAGACGCUGAGGAUGAACAAAUCAACAUUCGGCGAUCGACUCUGGAGAGGGAGUAUGUCAAGACGUACAAGGUACUGAAGAAGAUCUCGGAGUUGUUCCUUAAGUUUAUGAUAGACCAGCGGGAUUACGAGCCUCCUGAUGGCGAUUUUCAAUGGCUGCUCCGGCCUAAGGGCGUUAUCGGUUUCAACAACAUCAUUGUGCAGCGAAUCCUUAAGGUUGCCCCCGGUAGCAUCCAGCCGGUGCUUGCAUGCCAGAUCUUCGAGCAUGGUUUUCUGUUCACUUCUCUGCUGGCAGACCUUGAACACGCGAUAUCCGCACCGCUGCGCCAUGUUCCUCACCCGGUGUAUUCUCGCUCCAUCGUGAAUCACAAGGUCAAGGCUUUCGAUGAGACAUCACGAUUCACUUUGUCAGCAACAAUCGUCCGUGGUAUCAAGAUUGGAUCCUUUAUAGCGGGUAGAUCGGCAGAUUUAAGUAAAUGA